AUGGAAAUGGGAGAGAAUAACAAUGGACUUUGUUUCUGGACUUCCUCGCACCCAAGAAAUCAUGAUGCAAUAUGGGUGAUUGCGGAAAGGCUAACCAAGAGUGCUCACUUCUUAGCAAUCAGGAUGGAUUACUCACUUGAGCGUUUAGCCGACUACCGAUCGAGUAUUGGAAUGCCUCCCUACAAAGCUCUAUACGGAAGGAAAUAUCGGACUCCUCUUUGUUGGAGUGAAGUUGGGGAAAGAAAGCUUAUUGGUCCUGAGAUUGUGCAACAAACAGAGGACAAGGUAAAAAUUAUCAAGGAUCGUCUAAAGAUUUCUUCGAAUAGACAAAAGUCGUACGCUGAUCCUAAAAGGUGUGACAUUGAAUAUCAAGUGGGAGAUAAAGUAUUCUUAAAGGUGUCUCCAUGGAAAAAGAUUAUGAGAUUUGGCCAGAAGGGAAAGCUUAGUCCCCGAUUUAUUAGACCUUAUGAGAUACUUGAAAGGGUUGGACCAGUUGCAUAUAAAUUAGCUUUGCCACCGGAGUUGGAAAAGAUCCACAAUAGCUUUCAUGUUUCUCUGCUCAGAAGAUAUCGUUCUGAUCCAUCGCAUGUUCUUUCAGUUGAAUAUAUUGAGGUUAAUCCUGACUUGACUUAUAAUGAAGAACCAUCCGAAUUGAAGCUCGAGAAGUAA
Messenger RNA from Solanum verrucosum, 669 nucleotides. RefSeq lists its product as uncharacterized. The coding region runs from base 1 to 669 and encodes 222 amino acids. The record is from RefSeq and is a predicted model, not a curated record. The transcript has 2 exons. NCBI's taxonomy places the organism in Eukaryota, Viridiplantae, Streptophyta, Magnoliopsida, Solanales, Solanaceae.